Dromiciops gliroides (monito del monte) is the source of this 586-nucleotide messenger RNA. Its product is annotated as myelin-oligodendrocyte glycoprotein-like. Gene Ontology annotation, molecular function: signaling receptor binding. Gene Ontology annotation, biological process: T cell receptor signaling pathway; regulation of cytokine production. Gene Ontology annotation, cellular component: external side of plasma membrane. The transcript is spliced from 4 exons. Lineage: Eukaryota; Metazoa; Chordata; Mammalia; Microbiotheria; Microbiotheriidae. Bases 110 to 586 code for a protein of 158 amino acids. The record is from RefSeq and is a predicted model, not a curated record.
CCCUUCUGCAGGUGGCCUAGGAGGACUUAAACCCGACUGGGUGAAGGGCUGGUGACAAUCCCAAAUUGAUGAAACAUACUAUCCACCUCCAAAGAAAGAACUGAUAUUGAUGGAACACAGACUGGAUCAUGAUGUGAUGGAGAUUCUCAAUCCCUCAAACUCCCUUCUCUCCAAUUGUGUGAUUACCUUUAUCAUCAUUUUCAAGAUGCCAACACUGGACUCCAGACAGUUCUCAGUGAUUGGACCUGCAGAACCCAUCCAGGCCUCUCUUGGGGGAGAGGCAGAGUUACCAUGUUACCUGUCCCCACCUCAGAGUGCUGAGCACAUGGAGGUGGUCUGGUUCCAUUCUACUCAUGUGGUACAUGUCUAUCGAGAUGGGCAGGAUCAGUUUGGAGACCAGUCCCUUAAUUACCAAGGGAGAACAGAGCUGAAGAGAGAUGCUAUCACAAGUGGGAAUGUCACCCUGAAGAUAUGGGAUGUGAGAUACUUGGAUUCAGGAAGGUACAUGUGUCUUCUUUGGAAUGGGUUUCACCAAGAGGAAGCUGACAUGGAGCUGAAGGUCUUAGUUUUCAGCCAUUAUCACUAA